AUGCAAGGAACCAACCACGUCAAAUCAGUUCUCAGUCAGGGCAGGCUCGCACUGGGUGUGUGGCAGAUGUUGCCCGGUAGCAACAUGUCGCGCACUCUAGCACGAGCCGGAUACGAUUGGGUUCUGGUGGACUGUGAACAUGGCAACAUCGACGAUGCGGCAAUGCACGAAGCCGUCCCCGCCAUUACCUCAUAUGGAGUCAGUCCCAUUGUCCGAGUCCCGGACUUCCAGUCAUGGAUGAUCAAACGCGCACUGGAUGCGGGUGCGCACGGAGUUCUGGCCCCUCUAGUCAGAACAGUCGAAGACACCAAAAGCUUCGUCGAGGCAUGUCGAUUCCCACCACAGGGUCAGCGAGGCUUUGGCUCGCCAUUCCCAAUGGAACGCUUUGGUCCAAACGUGACUGCUACACAGUAUCUCACCGAGGCAAAUGCCAACCUCUUGCUAGCUGUGCAAAUUGAGACCAAAGAAGCAUUUGACAAUGUCGAAGCUAUUGCCGCUGUUGAUGGGCUUGACUUGUUAUUUGUGGGGCCAUUCGAUCUCGGCAAUGGGAUUGGGCACCCUGUACUGACUGGUACUUUCGCCCCUGAAUUGGAACAGGCGAUUGAGAAGGUUCUGGCUUCGGCUCACAAGGCUGGCAAGAAGGCUGGUAUUUAUUGUGGUAGUGGAACUCAGGCAAAGAAAUAUGCUGAUCUUGGAUACGACUUUGUCAAUGUCGUUACGGAUAUUGGUGCUUUGACUAGCUCGCUGGCGAGUGAGAUGCAAAUUGUUACUCAGAAGACGGGGAAGACUGCUUCUGGGCCUUAUGGUAACUAG
Messenger RNA from Penicillium nucicola, 813 nucleotides. Its product is annotated as HpcH/HpaI aldolase family protein. Gene Ontology annotation, molecular function: aldehyde-lyase activity. NCBI's taxonomy places the organism in Eukaryota, Fungi, Ascomycota, Eurotiomycetes, Eurotiales, Aspergillaceae. The transcript has 3 exons. The record is from RefSeq and is a predicted model, not a curated record. Gene Ontology annotation, cellular component: cytoplasm. The coding region runs from base 1 to 813 and encodes 270 amino acids.